CUCGCCUACCGACAGCAGCUGGCCGAGAAGCUGAGCAGGAAGGAGCUUCCGCUGGGGGUUCGGUACCACGUUUUUGUGGAUCCACCUGGACCGAAAAUCGGAAAUGGUGGAUCAACACUUCAUGUUCUUCGAUGCUUGGAAGAUCUGUAUGGUGAUAAAUGGACUUCUUUUAUUGUGCUGCUAAUUCAUUCUGAUGAAUGGAAGAAGAAAGUUAGUGAAUCGUAUGCUAUAAUCAUAGAACGAUUAGAAGAUGACCUACAAAUCAAAGAAAAGGAGCUGGCGGAGCUGAAGCAUGUUUUUAGUUCUGAUGAAGCCUUCUGCAAAGUCAAUUUAAAUUACCGCACAGAAAAUGGGCUCUCUCUUCUUCAUUUAUGUUGCAUAUGUGGGGGUAACAAAUCACAUAUUAGAACUCUUAUGCUAAAAGGACUGCGCCCGUCCAGAUUAACAAGAAAUGGAUUUACAGCUCUGCACUUGGCAGCUUAUAAGGACAAUGCAGAACUGUUAACAGCGCUGCUGCAUGGUGGAGCUGACAUUCAGCAAGUUGGGUAUGGAGCUUUGACAGCCCUUCACAUUGCCACAAUCGCCGGUCAUCAUAAGGCUGUUGAUAUUCUUUUGCAGCAUGGAGCUUAUGUGAAUGUUCAGGAUGCAGUUUUUUUCACCCCAUUGCAUAUUGCUGCAUAUUAUGGCCAUGAACAGGUAACCCACCUCUUACUGAAGUUUGGAGCUGAUGUGAAUGCAAGUGGUGAAGUUGGAGACAGGCCUCUCCAUUUGGCUUCUGCCAAAGGCUUUCUCAAUAUUACAAAGCUCUUGGUGGAAGAGGGAAGCAAAGCUGAUGUGAAUGCUCAGGACAACGAAGAUCACGUUCCUCUGCACUUCUGCUGUCGAUUUGGACACCAUGAAAUUGUAAAGUUCUUACUCCAGAGCAGCUUCGAAGUUCAACCCCAUGUGGUGAAUAUCUAUGGAGACACACCUUUGCAUCUUGCGUGUUACAAUGGAAAGUUUGAAGUUGUCAAGGAAAUAAUUCAGCUCUCGGGAACAGAAAGUCUCACUAAAGAAAAUAUAUUCAGUGAAACAGCUUUCCACAGUGCUUGCACCUAUGGAAAGAACAUAGAACUUGUAAAAUUUCUUCUUGAUCAGAAUGUUGUAAGCAUCAAUCACCAGGGAAGAGAUGGGCAUACAGGAUUACACUGUGCUUGCUACCAUGGUCAUAUUCGACUUGUACAGUUUUUACUGGAUAAUGGAGCUGAUAUGAAUCUGGUAGCUUGUGAUCCCAGCAGGUCCAGUGGAGAAAAGGAUGAGCAGACCUGUUUGAUGUGGGCUUAUGAGAAAGGUCAUGAUGCCAUUGUGACCCUUCUGAAGCAUUAUAAGAGACCUCAAGAUGAAUCACCCUGUAAUGAAUACUCACAACCUGGAGGAGAUGGUUCCUAUGUGUCAGUUCCAUCCCCUCUAGGAAAGAUUAAAAGCAUGACUAAAGAAAAGGCAGAUGUUCUUCUCCUACGUGCUGGUUUGCCAUCACAUUUCCAUCUUCAGCUCUCUGAAAUAGAGUUCCAUGAGAUUAUCGGCUCAGGGUCUUUUGGAAAAGUAUACAAGGGACGAUGCAGAAAUAAAAUUGUUGCAAUUAAACGCUAUCGAGCCAAUACCUACUGCUCCAAAUCUGAUGUGGACAUGUUCUGCCGUGAAGUUUCCAUUCUCUGCCGACUGAAUCAUCCAUGUGUCAUUCAGUUUGUGGGAGCUUGCUUAGAUGACCCAAGUCAGUUUGCUAUAGUAACUCAGUAUAUUUCUGGAGGAUCGCUCUUCUCCCUGCUUCAUGAACAAAAGAGAACUCUUGAUCUGCAGUCUAAAUUAAUCAUUGCUGUAGAUGUUGCCAAAGGCAUGGAGUACCUCCACAAUCUUACACAACCAAUUAUACAUCGUGAUUUGAACAG
Pelecanus crispus (Dalmatian pelican) is the source of this 1925-nucleotide messenger RNA. NCBI's taxonomy places the organism in Eukaryota, Metazoa, Chordata, Aves, Pelecaniformes, Pelecanidae. The record is from RefSeq and is a predicted model, not a curated record.